Molecule: messenger RNA, 1356 nt
Organism: Naumovozyma castellii
Lineage: Eukaryota; Fungi; Ascomycota; Saccharomycetes; Saccharomycetales; Saccharomycetaceae
Gene: TRM82
Product: Trm82p
Exons: 1
Coding region: 1-1356 (451 amino acids)
Source: RefSeq, a predicted model, not a curated record
AUGACAGUUGUCCAUCCCUUCCAAUCCAUUGUCCCAAGUAGGGAUAACUCGUUAUUAUUUGUCACUUCAAGAAAUCAAAUUCUCGGAUUCAAAUAUACAAAUGAAAAAUUCAACAUCCUGUAUCAUUGGAAGGAUCAAUAUGAAAGAGAAACCCUACUAAGAGAAAAGGUUAUUAAGGAACAGAAAAGACAAUUGGCAGAAAAUGCCAAACUGGAUCUUAAGAAAAGUAAGGAUAACGAGGGAAAACCUGUCGUUAGGCCUGAACCAAAGAUCCCUACUCCUGGCCCAGGAGCUCCACCUAUAUAUUCCAUAGUGAGAAACUUGAUCGUAUCACCAGAUGAUACUAAGUUAUUUGCAUGUACUGAUUCCGAUAAGGCUAUCAUUGAACUGUCUUAUGAUGUGAAUGCUUCUUCAAGUACCCCAUUAGGUUUGGAUUUACUCAAGAGACAACCCUACUCAAAGAGACCUAAUGCUAUAACAAUUACUAAAGAUCAAAAAAACGUUAUAAUGGUUGAUAAAUUUGGUGAUGCUUUUUCAAUGCCUAUUGAUGGAAGUCCUGUUUUAGACAUUAAUGAAAUUGAACCAAUAUUGGGACAUGUUUCCAUGCUAACGGAUGUCUUGAUGGUUACAGACGGAGAGGGAAAACAAUAUAUUAUUACCAGUGAUAGGGAUGAACACAUAAAAAUUUCCCACUAUCCCCAAUGUUUUAUUGUUGACAAAUGGUUAUUCGGUCAUAAAGAAUUUGUCUCAUCUCUUUGUUCACCAACAUGGAAGUCUGAUUGGCUAUUUAGUGCUGGUGGUGAUGACAAUGUAUUUGCGUGGAAUUGGGUUGAGGGUAAGAACUCAUCAAAAUUUAAUUAUUCUGAAUUAAUUAGACCAUAUUUGACUGAUGCCCACUUGGCUCCUGCAAGAUUUCAAAAUGAAACAAAUGACACUAUUGAAUAUUCUGUCUCCAAAGUGGUUGUUCUGGCAAACCGACCUUUUAUUGCGUUCUUUGUGGAAGCUACUAAACUUCUUUUCAUCAUAAGCGUAGACAAGAGUACCGGUUUUCUAGCUUUGGCACAACAGAUUGAAAUGCCAUAUAAUAUUAUUUCUCUUUCUUCAAGUGCUUCGGAUGAUGAAUUACAAAUAACCUUAGACAAUCGUGAUUGUGAUAACCACAAACAUUUCGCUAAAUUUGUAACAUUUGAUAAGGACACAGGUAAGUUCGUAGUUGAUACUACGAAAUCAAGCGCAUUUGAUGAGGCAGUGGCUGCCGCCUUGAAGUUAGAUUUUGACCUUCAGUGCGAGAAAGCUGAUAUCUACCCAUUAUAUAAUGUUACUUCAUUGAAGAAGCAUGGUGAGCAUUUCUCCUAA